UUAUAUUUAGAGGCACUGAAUAUCUAGGUGAGUAUAGAGAUUUAUUACUUAGUCAUGAUGUAAAAAUUAUACAAGCUAAAUCUAAAUAUAGUAUAUCAAUAGCUAAACGUGAUCACCAAGAAUUUGAGAAACAUGCCUAUAUUCGUCAAGAUGCU
This is a messenger RNA of Racocetra persica, 155 nucleotides long. NCBI's taxonomy places the organism in Eukaryota, Fungi, Glomeromycota, Glomeromycetes, Diversisporales, Gigasporaceae. The record is from the annotation of a GenBank genome assembly.